GUUGGAGUAAGGUGGAGGGUGCACAUCGCCGCAAAACUCGUAUCUUAUUUUAUAUUCUAUUUUAGUGCGCGAAAUCAAAGUGCAAAAUGUCUUAUUUUGAUAAUAGUUCAUUCUAUAAUGGAGGAAGACGAACAAGCCAAAUGCAAAAACACAUUUUAAUCACAGCAAUGGCAACAAAUAGAAAAAUUCUCGAUGGUCGUGCGGUUAAUUCAGAUGCGCGUCAAGCCAAAGAAGCAGCCUGGAACGAUGUUAUGCACGAGUUGAAUAUGGCUGGACCUGAAAAGAGUCUUACUGAAUGGAGGAAGGUUUGGACAGAUAUGCGGCUACAAUUGAGAAAAAAGUGGGAUAAGGCACAAAAUUCAAAACAUACUUUGACUGAGUACGAGAGACGAGUGAUAAAUGCGUGUGGAAUGGUUGAAAAUCGAAAAGAUGGAAACACUCACGAAAAGGUUGUGGAGGAUAUUGACAGUUUUCUUGCGUUCUUAAAAGAAGAAUUACUCAAAGAACGAGAGUUCAAUCAUCAUGAAACAUGUGAUAGUAGAGACGAAAGUAAUUCUACUUCCCAACAUUAUCUUACUGAUUCGAGUGAUUAUUUUACUUAUGAAGACCAAAAAGUAAAUAUUAAAGAUGAAUUCGAAGAAGAACCCACAAAUUUCUUAGAAUACAAAGAACCAUCGAUUGAAUGCAUAAGUGACAAUGAUAAUGACGAUGAUAAUGACAACGACAACGAACAAAUUACUAGAAUCGAAGAAUUCCGAGAGCCUUCUGUGCAAUGUAUUAGCGAUGAUGAAGAACCAAUGGUAGUAGAUGAUAUAAAAGUUGAAAGUUCUCCUCAAAUGAGUCAUGAAGAUCCUCAUCGGAUAGAAACCGUACCAAGACCUAUACCAAUUCCAGAAGAAACUGUACCACGACCUAUACAAGUAAAAUGUUCUGAACGAGAUUCUAGGUCCUUGUCAAAAUUGAGAAAUAUAAAACUUCCGAGAAGAAAGAAAUUCAAAGAUGCCACUCUCAAAGAAAUCAGAAAAAUGCACAAAAAUUUACUAAGGCAAUCGAAAAAACAAACAGCCUUAUUAAGAAAAUUAGUUCAGGCAAUGCAACGAUAAUACUUUUUUAAACAUUUUAAAAACUAUGGCCAUAAUGUAUGUAUGUAUAUAUUUAUUUAUAUCCCUAUAAAGUUUAUAAUGUUA
Eupeodes corollae is the source of this 1187-nucleotide messenger RNA. Its product is annotated as RNA polymerase II subunit 5-mediating protein homolog. The transcript has 5 exons. The record is from RefSeq and is a predicted model, not a curated record. NCBI's taxonomy places the organism in Eukaryota, Metazoa, Arthropoda, Insecta, Diptera, Syrphidae. The coding region runs from base 87 to 1103 and encodes 338 amino acids.